This is a messenger RNA of Thermothielavioides terrestris NRRL 8126, 928 nucleotides long. RefSeq lists its product as uncharacterized. Lineage: Eukaryota; Fungi; Ascomycota; Sordariomycetes; Sordariales; Chaetomiaceae. The record is from RefSeq and is a predicted model, not a curated record. The transcript is spliced from 3 exons. Bases 107 to 592 code for a protein of 161 amino acids.
CCCAAUCUCCCACAACGAGCUGUGGCAUCCAACCCGCGAUUACUUUCGCUUUCAAAAAUCACUUUAAUUUCGACUUCAUAGCUUACACCGCCGACCAACUGCAAUCAUGGAUCGCAUUAAGGAGAAAAUGAACCAGCUCCGCCUGGAGGCCGAGGAGUCGUCUGCCAAGGUCGAGGAGCUCCAGGCCAAGGUCAAGGCGCUCGAGCAGGAGAACCUUCAGAAAGAGCAGGAGAUCAUCUCCCUCACGCACAAGAACAGCUUGCUCGAGGCCGAGGUAGAGAAAUACGAGGCCCAAGUCAAGGAACUCAAGGCUGCUGCCAGCGAAGGACAGCAGCACGGAACCCAGAACGAAACGCUGACUCGAAGGCUCCAACUUCUCGAGGAAGAGGCCGAGGAAGCUGACCGGACGUUGCGUGAGGCCAACGAGAAGCUGCGGCAGACCGACGUCAAGGCCGGACACUUCGAGCGGAAAGUCCAGGCUCUCGAACAGGAGCGCGAUCAGUGGGAGGCCAAGUACGAGGAGAUGGCCAAGAAGUACGCGGCUGUGCAGAAGGAGCUGGAGGACUUCCAGAACGAGAUCAACACCAUCUGAGCGGAGCCCGCUUCGGUCGGGUGGCCGGGUUCGUUACGUCGAGCUAUGUAUUCCGGGUUCUGAUUCCGUACCUGCGGUUUGUCGCAUCGGGGGACGAUGGUUGGAGAUGGACCAGUCAAUAGCGCUGCCUAAAUACUUGCGAAGUGUUGCGGCAGCACAAUCACACAUCCCUUCAGCCCUCACCCGUGCGAGCGCAGUUCGUUCUCCAGGAAUCUCGUGGUUUUGUCAAGGUCGACCCUGACUAGCCUAUCUCUUCCUUCGCUUUGCCCUCUGCUUCCGCGCUUCCAACUCUCUUUGCAGCUUGUUUUCGUACCGGAACUUCUUCUUUUUCUUCCG